UUACCUUUGACGCGAUGAACCUCCGGCUGCUCUCGCUCGUCGUGCUCCUGAGCCUCCUCAGCGUCUUUGCCCGCGCGGACGAGCUCGACGAUGCUGCGUUUCACGAUGGCAUCGACAUCGAGCCCGAGGCCGUGCCCCAGGACGGCCGCCCGCAGAUCACGCAAGAGAUGUUUGAGCAGAUGCUGAGCCAGCUCUCGCCCGUCUGCCGCGAAGCCAUCGAGGCCAACCCGAACGACCCGAGCCAGGUGUCGGAUGAAUGCAAGGCCGAGAUCCAAGGCGCCAUGGGCAAGGUCAUGGCCGCCGGGAACCCGAACGACCCGAUCACGCCCGAGAUCUUUGCCAAGAUGAUGGAGAAGCUGCCGGCCAACUGCCGCGCCGAGAUCGAGGCCAACCCCACGGACGCGUCCAAGCUCUCGGAAGACUGCAAGUUCAAGAUCCAGAAGGCGCUCUCGAAGCUCUUGCCGAAGGACGCCAAGCCGUCCAAGGCCAAGACAGCGUCCAAGGCCGACGACGACGAGGCACCCAAGAAGAAGUCGAAGGGCGGCAAGGCGAAGCGCGGCAAGAAGUCCAAAGACAACAGUGAAAAGACCCGUCCGCUCCUGAUCGUGCUCGCGUUCGUCGUGACGGCCUUUGCGGGCCUCAGUGCGUACGCCUACACGCUGUACCAGAAGCAAGGCCCAGUCGUCAAGGCGACAGCCAAGAAGCUCAGCAAGAAGAAGCUCGAGAAGACGCUCCGCAAGGAACGCGCGGCCGCUGCCAUGUAAACCCAAUACAUACACUGUAUUGCUUUUUGACAGAAUGAAAUGCUGUGGCUUGUACAGCGAACCGGUA
This is a messenger RNA of Saprolegnia parasitica CBS 223.65, 831 nucleotides long. RefSeq lists its product as hypothetical. The transcript has a single exon. Lineage: Eukaryota; Oomycota; Saprolegniomycetes; Saprolegniales; Saprolegniaceae. Bases 15 to 764 code for a protein of 249 amino acids. The record is from RefSeq and is a predicted model, not a curated record.